AUGGUAUUUGUAAAUUGGUAUAUUGAGCACAUUACAUCAACUUUAGGAAGGAAUCGAAACAUUAAACAAAGUGAAGAUAAUGGAAAAUCUUCAUUGAAUCACUAUCACAGAAUAAUGAAGUAUACAGCUGAUGAUCCAUCAGAGAGUUCAGAUUUAGUAACUCUUUUAUUAGAAAGAGCAAAAAGUUUAAGAGAAGCAAUGAUAGUGUCAUUACUACAAAGUAGAAGUUUAGAAAAGUUCUUGCAGAAUGAAAAUACAAAACAUAUUAAUGAAAAUAAUCAAGAAGAUUUGAUUGAAAAUAUUUUAGGUGGAUCACAGAAAAAAAAAGUUAUAAACCAGGAUCAGAAUAUAGUUGAUGUUAGUGAUUCAUCUUCCUCUUCAAAUUCUCAAUUAGCAGAUUUAAAUGAAUCUUUAGAUUCUCUUCCUGAUGAUUCUGUGAUUAAUGAAUUGUUCUACAAAGAUAAGAGUGUUCAAGAAUUAUCACCAACAAUGCAUAAAUUUCAUAAAAAUUAUCAGUAUAAAAUAAAACCAAUUAGUAAAUCUUCAGAAAAUAGAUCAAAAGUCGAACUGCCAGAAAAUGAUUCACAUUAUAACAGUAAUACUCAUUUGUCUUCAGAAAUAAAAAGUGUACCAGAAAAUGUCAAAUCAAUUAAAGUGAAAAUUAAAAAUAUAAAAUUUAAGUUUUCUCAGAAAAGUUCACAUAAUUCUGUUGCUACUUUGCUGGAACAAAAUAAGUUAAGAACAUAUAUUUUAGAACUGAUUCCACCAUUUUCUGCUGAAGUUAAAUCAUGGGAUCAUAGAGGACAUAGAAUGCAUUAUUCAGAUAACUUGCAGUUUAUUUCAAGGAGAAUAAAGAAUGGAGUUGUCAUAUUUAAUCAAGAAGUAAAUAUUACCUGUAAAAAAUCUAUAUCAGUUAAAGAAUUACUAUCAAAAGAGCUAAUUUUUACUGCAAAAGCAAGAAUGCAUGAUAUACAUAAGAUUGUAAAUUUAGGUUCUGGUGGAAUCAAAAUUAAAGAUAUAAUUUCUGCUAGAUCUAUGUGUACAGUGUGUUCAUUAUCACUUAAGGAUAUUACUAAAAAUGUAUCAGAGAAAAGUGUCAAUGAGAAAUAUUCAAAUGAAUCAAUUUUAGAAGUAGAAGUAUCUUUGAUUACAUCGAGGAUAAAUGUACAUCACUCUGAAAGUUCAACAUCAUCUAAAACUUUAAGUAAAACACAAUUUAAUGAAAAUGAAAUUACAGACAUUUCAAAGAAUGAUGAAACAGAAUCUGGUAAGAAUGAGACUCAUACAAAUAACAUCGAUGAUGUAUCUAAAUCUAAAGAGAUAUCAGAAGAUAGUCCUGAUUUUUACAAAAAUCUUAUUAUAAAUGAUGUUCUCUAUUGUUUACUUCAAAUAAGUGAUGGAAGAAAUUUUGGAAAGAAAAAAUGGUUGCAUGUAGUUUUUCGACUAUUCUUCAGCAAGAGUGGAUUUUUUAGAGAUAUUUUAUAUGAUCCUGAACAACCACAGUUUUGUUUUACUCAGAUUUUUCCAGUUCUACUAAAUGAUGAAUUACUUCAGAGCACUAAUAAUAAUAUAAUGGUAAUUGAAAUUUGGGAAAGAAAUGACCAGAAAUCAGAACAAAAAAAAUUAAGAGGACUGUGUAAACUUCCAUUACAUUGUUUCUAUUUAGUAUUCAAUAAUUCAGCAUUAGCCAAAAGUCAUUUGCUAUCUAAGUUUCCAGUCAUUUCUACUUCUGGCUAUACUCCUGUUGUACAUCCUAUUACAAACCACUGUAAUGGUGAAUUAAAUAUUUUGUUUGCAUUAGGAACAUUAGUGCAGAUUGAAAAUGCAAUUGAAAAAUAUUCACAAAUAGAAUCUGAAAAUAAAAAUGAAGCCAUGACAGAAUUUAAAAAUACAGUUAAUAAAGAAAAAAUAGGAUUAAAUGAGAAACUUCAUAAGUCUAAUAAUAAAGAAAUCAAGCAUUUUAUUGAAUUCUCAAUUGAAAGUUUAGGUGAUUUAGAAAUAAAUAAAGACUUGAUUUGGGGUGAAGCUGAAUGUUAUAUGACUUAUUGUUUUCCUUCUCAGUACAAAGAUAAUAUGGAAAUUUGUUUGUUUAAGAGUGAUAUACAACUACUUAUACCUAAUUUAGCAUUUCAGCAUAAAAUGAAACAUACUUAUAUUUUAAAGGAAAAUGAAAAUAUAUGUAAUAUAUUGUUAAAAGAAUUUACAUCACAGAAAAAUGAAGAUAGUAUUUUAAUGAAACAACUUCCUAUCAAGUUAUGGGGGAGUUUUUAUAAUCCGUAUCAAAGGAUUGAAUUACUUGCAUCAACUUAUUUAUUAUUAAAUGAUGUAUGCAGUUUUAUCCAGACUGAUACAACUGAUUCCGAGGAACCAAUAUAUAAAACUUACAAAUUACCUUUUCAAACAAAUUUUACAAAUUCUACAAGAUUAAAAGUUGAUCACAUAAAAAUUAAUCUUAAAUAUUGGAAAGGAGAUGCUAAUAUGGGGUCAAGAUUUACUGAAAAUGAUCAUAAUAAUACAAAUAAGACAAACAAUACAUCAGUUCAUUCUGCAUUGGAAGCUGAUCAUUCAGUUCAGUUGGAUUUAAUUGAAAUUUUAGAAGAUCCAAGUCUAGAAAAAUCAUUAGAAGUGAAUGGAAAAAAUGAUGUAGUAACUAAUUUACCAAAAAAUAAUAAUGAAUGUACAAUGGAGAAACCAGAAAAAGAUGCCUCAGUGUCAAAUAAAACAUACAGUAAAAAUUUAGUAGCAAAACACAAUUAUUCUGACAUAAACUCCGGAAUUUCAGAUAUGCCGUUUUGUAGUAAAAACAAUGAUUUUGUAUUUUAUACACACAUUUUUAUAGAAAGAGCUCUCCAUUUGCCUAUGGUAAUGAAAAAAGAAAGGAUUAGUAUUUCUCCUUCACCUUAUGUAACAUUUAAUAUAAAUAAUGAAGAAUCUUUUUACACAAAUAUUGUAAAUAAUAACUGCAGUCCUGUUUGGGAUUGGCAUCAAAAUGUCUCAUUUAAGAUGAUAAGUAAAAAUCAAGAAAUGAACUUGGUGUUUAAAAUAUGGCAUGCAGCAGAUGAACAUGCAAAUUCUCCUAAUUCUACUGCUGAUAGAGUUCUAGGAUUUGCUUCUGUUGACUUCUCUCUGCUUUUUCAUGGAUUAAAUCAGAUAUCUGGAUGGUAUAAUGUUAUGGAUAUAAAUGGAAAGUGUCAGGGACAAAUAAAGAUCAGUAUUAUAGCGCAAAACAAAGAAAUGUUUCAAGAAUGCACAAAUUGCGUGAUACAGGAAAGAGAUUGGAAUAAUAGUCAGAUUAUUACUUUAGAUAGCAAACAGUUAUCGGAGACUACACAAGAAAUAAAUAAUUUUGUCCAUAAAUCAUUAAAGGAGCACAUGAACGAGUUGGAUCUACUGUAUUCUCAAUUAAUGAAGAGAUUGGCGGACGUGUCAUCGCCAGUUAAAGUUUUCGGAGGUUUGGCGGCAAGUAAAUUCGAAAAAGAGGGAACCGGUAAAGAAAUUUCAAACGUGCCAAACGACGAGAUCUUCUCCUCCUUAUCUUUGCAGUGUAUUAAUUUAACAGACAACAAAGAUAAAGUAAAAGCAGGUAACCAAACUUUGUGUGAUAUUCAUCAAUAUUCUUUAGUAGAAGGAUCCAUUAUUGAACAUGAUAAUACUCCAGAAGCAAUUAUUCCUUCUACAAAUUGUCCAUCUAUAACAGAAAGUUGUGUCUUUGUAAGAGAACAAAAGUUUAUUCCAACUCUCGCUCAUUCCAAAUGUAUUAGUGCCUCUCUAUUGCAUAGCAGUGUGGAACAGGAAGACGGCCAGUGUCAUUAUUGUAAUGAAUUUAGAUUAACAAAAAAGAUCAUUAGCGAUAAAGAUGCAGGAGGACCUGUUGAUGCAAAUCUUUCAACACAAUUAAAAGGAAAUGCCAUUUCUGAAAACCGACAAGCCGAAAUUGAGACAUUAUCAUCCGGUGAUGAUGCCAAUAAACAAUCUUAAUACAAUUUAUAAACUCAAGAUAAUGCUGUAUAUACAAGUAAAUUAUAUUUUUAUUU
This is a messenger RNA of Centruroides sculpturatus (bark scorpion), 4034 nucleotides long. RefSeq names its product C2 domain-containing protein 3-like. The record is from RefSeq and is a predicted model, not a curated record. The transcript has 25 exons. NCBI's taxonomy places the organism in Eukaryota, Metazoa, Arthropoda, Arachnida, Scorpiones, Buthidae. Gene Ontology annotation, biological process: centriole elongation; cilium assembly. Bases 1 to 3978 code for a protein of 1325 amino acids. Gene Ontology annotation, cellular component: centriolar satellite; centriole.